AUGGUGGAGCUGCGUGGCCGGCGAGCAGGAGGAGGCAGUAGCACCUCCGGGCGCGCUUUAAGUAGAGGCGGUGCCGCUUGCAACCUGUCCCCUGGCUUCUGCCGCAGCUUCAGCCCCGUGCCCGAGCAGGCUCUGGCGGCCGCCGCACCCCCCACCGCUACUGGUGCCAGCACGGGAGCCGGUAUGGUUGGCAAAUUCAUGAAGAGGAUGCGGGAGGAAGAGACCAGCGGCACGGGCACCGUGCUCAGAGCGUACCCUCCCAUCUUCAAAACCAAGACCAGUGCUGCCCUGCUGGAUAUGCUUGUGGAGGAGGGUCCUUCCAGUCCAAAGCAAGUGCCUGCCAUGGUCAGGUACAUCCAGCAGUGGCUCACGGCCAACAAGUUUCCUGACUACAACCUCUACAGGCCCCUUCUGGAUCUGACAGAGGCACUGCCCACUGAUGUGGCAACUGUCGUGAUGUGGAAGAUCCUCCAGAUGCCCUGUGUUGCACAUGUAGUGACCGUGCAUUUCCCCUGCCUCUUUAUGCACCUGCUCUUCCAAGUGCUCUUCAGCACCUUGGAUAUGACAGAGAUCCUGGACUGCCUGGACUUGAGUGAAUGCCGUGACAGCGUCCUGGAGGUCAUGUCCAAGAACUUGCAGAGCCAGUGCAGGGAGAUGUAUGGCUUGGCCCUCAGAGGCCUCCUCGUGCUCGGCACCAGUCUUUCGGCCAUAAGAAGGUGGAGCCUGCAUGAAAGGCUGGUGGAGCUCCUGCAGGAAAAUGACAGCGACAUGCUUAGGAUGACCAUGGUUCUCCUCAGCGGUUUGUUCCUGUGCAAUGGCGCCCCCAUAGCCAGCCCCCUCGCCCUGCAGCUGGCUGGGGCGCUCCUGCCGCUCUUUGACAAUGCCUGUGCCCAGGUGGGCGUCAAGCAGCCGAUGCCGAGGUCUCUUUUCCUUUCUUUCAUACAGGAUGACAGCCAAGUGCAGUUGUGCUCCAUGUUCAUCUUCCGAGAGAUGCUGUAUUUUUUACCGGAAGGGGACAAAAAGUCCAUGAAGUCAUACAUGCACCAGAGCCUGCUCCCACUCUUCUUCCACUGCCAUGACGAGAACCAGCGCAUGGCAGAGGCCUCCCGGGAAACACUGCAUUGUUCAGCCACAUUCCUGCACAGGAAGGAUCUCCAACACAUGCUGCGGCUGGAUCAGACCUGGAGGUUCGGCGAGGGCCUGGGAGCUCGAGGGCUUUCUCACCAGGGACGUUCCUCCAGAGCCCCUCAGGUGCUGGUGGACGACGGUGACAGCAUGGGCAAUUCCAUCAUCUGCACCGACAAUCCUGGGAACAUCCUCUCAACUCUGACAUCCACUGAUGAACAGCAUCCCUUUGACUUGGCUCGGGAAGCUACAGAGAAUUGUGAGCGCAUGUGGCAACAGUUUGAUCAAGUAGAGGAGAGAACCCAGAGGAUCAGAAGCCAAUACCAGAUCAUAGACUCUCUGCUAGAAGAAAUCUGUAGUGACUGUGCAAAAAUUGAGAAGUCCAAGGAAAUGCUGCUGCAAUGCACUGGAAUCCCGGAGACAGGAGCCUUUUGUCUGCAGCAGCAGAACACCAAGCAGCAGAAGGAAGCGUCAGCCCAGGCAGAAGAGGCAGAGCAGCAGGACUGGAUGGAGGUUUCCGAGGAAGAAGAGUCAUCGAGCUGGUCUCUGGAGCUGCUGAGCCAGGAAUCCUCUGGCCAAGGACAUGAAGUGGCCCAGGCGUGGCGAGAGGAGGAGCUGCUGGCCCAGAAGGCUGACCUUGAGGGCCGACUGGCAGCCAGCGAGGGGCUCCGACAAGACCUUGCCAGGCAGCUGGAGGAGACCAGGUCAGCAAAGGAGAGCCUGCAAUCCAGGCUGUUUGCUGCUCAGCAGCAGAUGGCUCAGCUGCAGAUCACCUGGAAGCGUGUGGAGGCAGAGCUGCAAGGGGAGCUGCAGGAAGCUCGCAGAGAAGCCCAGGCAGCUCAGAGGAGGCACGAGGAAGAGCUACAAGGCCUCAAAGAGGAAAUGCAUCUCCUCCUUGAGCAGAGGGAGGCUCUAGAAAAGCAGCUGAAAGUAGGAUGGGUGCUGGUAAAUCUUCGGGAACUUGCCAGAGAUUCCCUGGCUCUAGGGUGCUGCUCCUGCUACCUGGAUGUGCUGAUUCUGUCUCUUGAAGAAAAGAAGGUGUGCCUCAGGACACUGGAAGAGCAGAACCUGGCACUGCACAAUCAGGUGUCUCAGUGUCAAUCUGCUCUUCAGGAGACAGAGCAGCUCUAUUCUGAGCAUAGAAGAGAACUGCUGGGGCUCAACACACAGGCCUGGGCCCUGCUGGAGGCAGUGAAGGAGAAGGCAGCUUUCUUGGAAACUCGACAGAAGCAAUUGGAAACUGAGGAGUCUGAGCUGCUUGUGAGGCUCCAGAGCUCUGAGGAAAUCUCAGUGGACAUUGCCACACAGUGUAAGGCCAUGGAGCUGGAGCUGAGGAAGAGACAGGCUCAGAGAGACAAUCUCAGGGCUCGCAAUAAGGAGCUGCUGAAACAGCUGGAGCAAAGUGAGCAAGCAAUGUUGAGGGCAGAACACCAGAAAAUCUCUCAUGAAAAUUCCCAGAAGCAAGACGCCAUUGCCCUGAAGGAAGAUGUUUUGACUCUUUGUCCCUCUUUGCAAAGGAAUUUAGAGGACCUGGAGAAGGAAAGGAAGGAUGUGCUGGUUUCCGAGGAAGAAGAGUCAUCGAGCUGGUCUCUGGAGCUGCUGAGCCAGGAAUCCUCUGGCCAAGGGCAUGAAGUGGCCCAGGCGUGGCGAGAGGAGGAGCUGCUGGCCCAGAAGGCUGACCUUGAGGGCCGACUGGCAGCCACCGAGUGGCUCCGACAAGACCUUGCCAGGCAGCUGGAGGAGACCAGGUCAGCAAAGGAGAGCCUGCAAUCCAGGCUGUUUGCUGCUCAGCAGCAGAUGGCUCAGCUGGAGAUGACCUGGAAGCGUGUGGAGGCAGAGCUGCAAGGGGAGCUGCAGGGAGCUUGCAGAGAAGCCCAGGCAGCGCAGAGGAGGCAUGAGGAAGAGCUACAAGGCCUCAAAGAGGAAAUGCAUCUCCUCCUUGAGCAGAGGGAGGCUCUAGAAAAGCAGCUGAAAGUAGGAUGGGUGCUGGUAAAUCUUCGGGAACUUGCCAGAGAUUCCCUGGCUCUAGGGUGCUGCUCCUGCUACCUGGAUGUGCUGAUUCUGUCUCUUGAAGAAAAGAAGGUGUGCCUCAGGACACUGGAAGAGCAGAACCUGGCACUGCACAAUCAGGUGUCUCAGUGUCAAUCUGCUCUUCAGGAGACAGAGCAGCUCUAUUCUGAGCAUAGAAGAGAACUGCUGGGGCUCAACACACAGGCCUGGGCCCUGCUGGAGGCAGUGAAGGAGAAGGCAGCUUUCUUGGAAACUCGACAGAAGCAAUUGGAAACUGAGGAGUCUGAGCUGCUUGUGAGGCUCCAGAGCUCUGAGGAAAUCUCAGUGGACAUUGCCACACAGUGUAAGGCCAUGGAGCUGGAGCUGAGGAAGAGACAGGCUCAGAGAGACAAUCUCAGGGCUCGCAAUAAGGAGCUGCUGAAACAGCUGGAGCAAAGUGAGCAAGCAAUGUUGAGGGCAGAACACCAGAAAAUCUCUCAUGAAAAUUCCCAGAAGCAAGACGCCAUUGCCCUGAAGGAAGAUGUUUUGACUCUUUGUCCCUCUUUGCAAAGGAAUUUAGAGGACCUGGAGAAGGAAAGGAAGGAUGUGCUGGUUUCCGAGGAAGAAGAGUCAUCGAGCUGGUCUCUGGAGCUGCUGAGCCAGGAAUCCUCUGGCCAAGGGCAUGAAGUGGCCCAGGCGUGGCGAGAGGAGGAGCUGCUGGCCCAGAAGGCUGACCUUGAGAGCCGACUGGCAGCCACCGAGUGGCUCCGACAAGACCUUGCCAGGCAGCUGGAGGAGACCAGGUCAGCAAAGGAGAGCCUGCAAUCCAGGCUGUUUGCUGCUCAGCAGCAGAUGGCUCAGCUGGAGAUGACCUGGAAGCGUGUGGAGGCAGAGCUGCAAGGGGAGCUGCAGGGAGCUCGCAGAGAAGCCCAGGCAGCUCAGAGGAGGCAUGAGGAAGAGCUACAAGGCCUCAAAGAGGAAAUGCAUCUCCUCCUUGAGCAGAGGGAGGCUCUAGAAAAGCAGCUGAAAGUAGGAUGGGUGCUGGUAAAUCUUCGGGAACUUGCCAGAGAUUCCCUGGCUCUAGGGUGCUGCUCCUGCUACCUGGAUGUGCUGAUUCUGUCUCUUGAAGAAAAGAAGGUGUGCCUCAGGACACUGGAAGAGCAGAACCUGGCACUGCACAAUCAGGUGUCUCAGUGUCAAUCUGCUCUUCAGGAGACAGAGCAGCUCUAUUCUGAGCAUAGAAGAGAACUGCUGGGGCUCAACACACAGGCCUGGGCCCUGCUGGAGGCAGUGAAGGAGAAGGCAGCUUUCUUGGAAACUCGACAGAAGCAAUUGGAAACUGAGGAGUCUGAGCUGCUUGUGAGGCUCCAGAGCUCUGAGGAAAUCUCAGUGGACAUUGCCACACAGUGUAAGGCCAUGGAGCUGGAGCUGAGGAAGAGACAGGCUCAGAGAGACAAUCUCAGGGCUCGCAAUAAGGAGCUGCUGAAACAGCUGGAGCAAAGUGAGCAAGCAAUGUUGAGGGCAGAACACCAGAAAAUCUCUCAUGAAAAUUCCCAGAAGCAAGACGCCAUUGCCCUGAAGGAAGAUGUUUUGACUCUUUGUCCCUCUUUGCAAAGGAAUUUAGAGGACCUGGAGAAGGAAAGGAAGGAUGUGCUGGUUUCCGAGGAAGAAGAGUCAUCGAGCUGGUCUCUGGAGCUGCUGAGCCAGGAAUCCUCUGGCCAAGGGCAUGAAGUGGCCCAGGCGUGGCGAGAGGAGGAGCUGCUGGCCCAGAAGGCUGACCUUGAGGGCCGACUGGCAGCCACCGAGUGGCUCCGACAAGACCUUGCCAGGCAGCUGGAGGAGACCAGGUCAGCAAAGGAGAGCCUGCAAUCCAGGCUGUUUGCUGCUCAGCAGCAGAUGGCUCAGCUGGAGAUGACCUGGAAGCGUGUGGAGGCAGAGCUGCAAGGGGAGCUGCAGGGAGCUCGCAGAGAAGCCCAGGCAGCGCAGAGGAGGCACAAGGAAGAGCUACAAGGCCUCAAAGAGGAAAGGAAUCUCCUCCUUGAGCAGAGGGAGGCUCUAGAAAAGCAGCUGAAAGUAGGAUGGGUGCUGGUAAAUCUUCGGGAACUUGCCAGAGAUUCCCUGGCUCUAGGGUGCUGCUCCUGCUACCUGGAUGUGCUGAUUCUGUCUCUUGAAGAAAAGAAGGUGUGCCUCAGGACACUGGAAGAGCAGAACUUGGCACUGAACAAUCAGGUGUCUCAGUGUCAAUCUGCUCUUCAGGAGACAGAGCAGCUCUAUUCUGAGCAUAGAAGAGAACUGCUGGGGCUCAACACACAGGCCUGGGCCCUGCUGGAGGCAGUGAAGGAGAAGGCAGCUUUCUUGGAAACUCGACAGAAGCAAUUGGAAACUGAGGAGUCUGAGCUGCGUGUGAGGCUCCAGAGCUCUGAGGAAAUCUCAGUGGACAUUGCCACACAGUGUAAGGCCGUGGAGCUGGAGCUGAGGAAGAGACAGGCUCAGAGAGACAAUCUCAGGGCUCGCAAUAAGGAGCUGCUGAAACAGCUGGAGCAAAGUGAGCAAGCAAUGUUGAGGGCAGAACACCAGAAAAUCUCUCUAGAAAAUUCCCAGAAGAAAGAUGCCAUUGCUGUGAAGGAAGAGGAUGUGGUUCUUCGUCAUUCUCUGGAGAAUGAAUUGCAGAGCCUGCAGGAGGAAAGGAAGGAUGUGCUGCAUGAAAGGGAAUUGUACCAGCAGCAGAUGAGAUAUCUGGAAAAGAAGAAUCAAAUGCAUGCACCUGAGAUGAGCAAUCAUAAGGGAAAUAAUCAAGAAUUACAAGUGGAGAGGGAAGAGUUUCAAGAAGAUUUGGAGCAUGAGGCUGCUGCUUUGAAGAAAUCGAGGGACAAGACUCAAGUACUGAGUGCUGCACUGAACAAGAGUGAACUGGCCAAAGGGGUUCUGAAGCAACACUUGGAUAUCCUGCAGGAAAAGAUCCCGGCAGACACUGGCAUUGUCCUUCAGUCCACUCCAGUGUCCCUGAAUUAUUCAAGUGAUUUUUCCCAUGAAGAGGUUUCCAAGGAAGAAGAGUCAUCGAGCUGGUGUCUGGAGCAGCUCAGCCAGGAAUCCUCUGGCCAAGGACAUGAAGUGGCCCAGGCGUGGCGAGAGGAGGAGCUGCUGGCCCAGAAGGCUGACCUUGAGGGCCGACUGGCAGCCACCGAGUGGCUCCGACAAGACCUUGCCAGGCAGCUGGAGGAGACCAGGUCAGCAAAGGAGAGCCUGCAAUCCAGGCUGUUUGCUGCUCAGCAGCAGAUAUCACAGCUGGAGAUCACCAGGAACCAUCUGGAAGCUCGAGUGCUCACAGUCACACAGGACAAAGUGGUGAUAGAAGGAGAAGUGAAGUGCCUGCAAGGUGAGCUGGAAGCAGCGAGAGCUCUCAGGAGGCAGGAACAGGAAGACACAGCUCAACAGCUCUUGCAGGCAGAGCAGCAGCCUCAGGAAAGCCUCAGGCUUCAGGGAACUGCUCAGCAACUGGAAAUAAAGAAGCUCCUGCAAGACCUGGCAAGUGAGCGUGAAAGGCACCGUGCAGAGAUGGAGGAGACGCUGGAGCAAUGGGAAAAAGAGAAGGCAGAGAGAGAGCAGGAGCACAAGAAGGUGCUGUUUGAGAUGAGGCAGAAAGUUGCCACCCUGCUGGCCCAACAAGAAGAGCUAAAGAGAUUUGAGAAUGCCAAGCAAGAGAUGUUCAUGGCCAAGGUCCUGCUGGAAGAGCAGAAGGAGAAGAAUGCUUUAUCAGAGGCACUGCUCCAAACUCAGGGAGAGCUCAGCCGAGCCCGCCAGCAGGUGCAGCAGCUCAGGCAGGAGACCAUCAAGGCAAAUCUGCAAGAUGAGCUGCAGGGAGCUCGCAGAGAAGCCCAGGCAGCUCAGAGGAGGCACGAGGAAGAGCUACAAGGCCUCAAAGAGGAAAGGAAUCUCCUCCUUGAGCAGAGGGAGGCUCUAGAAAAGCAGCUGAAAGUAGGAUGGGUGCUGGUAAAUCUUCGGGAACUUGCCAGAGAUUCCCUGGCUCUAGGGUGCUGCUCCUCCUACCUGGAUGUGCUGAUUCUGUCUCUUGAAGAAAAGAAUGUGUGCCUCAGAACGCUGGAAGAGCAGAACUCGGCACUGAACAAUCAGGUGUCUCAGUGUCAAUCUGCUCUCCAGCAGGCCGAACAGCUCUCCUCAAACCGCGCUGGACAACUGCGGGAGCUCAACACACAGAUCCGGGCCCUGCAGGACGCAGUGCUGCAGAUGGAGGCUUCCCAGGCAACUCAACAGAAGCAGCUGCUGAAGGAGCUGGAGGAGUCUCGAGCAGGAGAACGCUCUUUGAGGGACUCUGUGCACGUGCUGCAGGCUGAGGUGUCUGAGCUGCGUGUGAGGCUCCAGAGCUCUGAUGACAAAGCUCUUGCCUUGGCCAUACAGUGUGAGGCUGUGGAGCUGGAGCUGAGGAAGACACAAGCUCAGAGAGACAACCUCAAAGCCCACAAUCUGGAGCUGCAGAAGGAGUUGGAUGAAAGUGAGCAAGAUUGGUGGAAGGAGGAAGUCAAGCACAUUUCUCGAGAAUCUGCUCUGGAAAAAGAGGCCACUGAAAGGCAGGAAGAGGCUGUGGCUCUUCGUCAGGAGGUGGCAUCUCUGAAGAAGAAAUUAGAAAUCCUGGAGAAGCAAAGGAAGGAUGUGCUGCAUGAAAGGGAAUUGUACCAGCAGCAGAUGAGAUAUAUGGAAAAGAAGAAUCAAAUGCGUGCACUCAACAUGCAAAGUCAGCAGGAGAGAAUGCAACACUUAGACAGUGAAAAGCAAGCCAUGCAGGAAGAGUUGAAGCAUGGGACUGCUGCUUUGAAGGAAGGAAGAGGGAGCACUCUGAGUGCUGCACUGAACAAGUGUAAAAUUGCCAGAGGGUCUCUGAAGAAACACUUGGGCUCCCUGAAGGGAAAGACUUGUAUCCAGGCAGGCCGAGACGUUGACCUUCAGUCCACUCCAGUGUCCCUGAAGUAUUCAAGUGAUGUUUCCCCUGAAGAGGUGGACCCUGAAAGGAGAAGAAUCAGAACUUUUAGGAGAGUGUUCCCCCCAGACUACUUUAUCUUGCCUGUCCCUGAGUCUGAAAUAGAAGAGUCCUCCAGUAUCUCAGAGGAGCAGCAGCCCUCAUACUGA
Agelaius phoeniceus (red-winged blackbird) is the source of this 8256-nucleotide messenger RNA. The record is from RefSeq and is a predicted model, not a curated record. Lineage: Eukaryota; Metazoa; Chordata; Aves; Passeriformes; Icteridae.